CUUAAACCGACGCCGACGCCGGAGCGGAAAGGAGCCACGUUGCCGUCUUGGUCUUGUAUUUGAAAACUUUGAGCAAAGAAGUCCGCAAUGUCUCCGUUGGGACUUUUCAACAAAAGGAGGAUCUCUCUCUACCGAGUGUUGUUCUUUCCUCUCUACCGAGUGUUGUUCUUUCCUCUCUACCGAGUGUUGUUCUUUCCUCUCUACCGAGUGUUGUUCUUUCCUCUCUACCGAGUGUUGUUCUCUACUCUCUACCGAGUGUUCUUCUUUUCCUCUCUACCGAGUGUUGUUCUUUCCUCUCUACCGGCUGUUCCUUCUUUCCUCUCUACCGGGUGCUCUUCUUCAUCACCCGCGGCAGCCUUUCCAAUACUUUUACUCGCCGCUCAGUACUUUGAGUACUUUGAGCACAUCGAGUUCAGGAAAACGCCGGAGGCUGAGGCCACUUCAUUAGGUACACGUGCAGGGGCGUGAAGUUUUCCAUCUUAUCUGCGUCUUCUGCCAAUCAAUGACUCGAGUCACGUCGGGCCGGUCCGGAGGUCGCCCGGCGCCGUUGCCGCCCUCGACCUCGCCCGGCAUUUCCAUCGUCUUCCUCCUCGCCGGCGGUCAUGAAGGCGCCGCAGAAGAAGAAGAAGAAGACGCUCAUCCUCGCGGGGGUCUCGUCCGCGUGCCUGGUGACGCUGAUCCUGGGCCUCGGACUGGGACUGGGACUGGACCGGCGGACCUGUCGAGACCAAGUGGCGGCGCAGACGUCGUGCAGGAAUCGCUGCUACCGACCCUUCGACGGCGACGAGCCCGGCUGCAGGUGCGACGCCGCCUGCGACGAAGUCGGCGCCUGUUGCCACGACUACCACGACCUCUGCAAAGCCCCCGGCGAACUGUGGGAGUGCACCCGUCUGCGCUGCGGCGAGACCAGGCUGCCGACGAGCAGGUGCCAUUGUUCCGACGACUGCGCGGCCAAUUCCGACUGCUGCAGCAACUACGGGCACGUGUGCCGGGCUUCCGGCGGCAGCCGCUGCUCCUGGUGUCUCUGGACGGUCUGAGAGCUGACUACCUGCACCUGUGGAAAGGCCUCAUCCCGGUUCUCACCAAACUCAAGAAGUGCGGGACGUCAUCUUCGUACAUGCAGGCAGCUUUUCCGAGCAAAACCUUCCCCAACCACUACAGCAUUGUCACGGGUCUGUACCCCGAGUCCAACGGUUUGAUUGACAAUGUUAUGUACGAUCCGGUGAUGGACGCCAUCUUCACAUUGUCGGGUCCAGAGAAGGAGAACCCAGACUGGUACCUGGGACAGCCGAUUUGGAACACGGCAAUGUACCAGGGGCUGAAGUCCGGAACCUUCUUCUGGCCCGGAUCGGACGUGAAAAUAAACGGCAGCUUCCCGGACAUCCACCGGCCGUACGACGGGAAAAUCCCCUUUGAGGAGAGAAUCCUGACCGUGCUCAAGUGGCUCCAGCUACCGGACCAACAAAGACCGGACUUCUACACCCUGUACCUGGAGGAACCGGACAAAUCGGGGCACAGCUUCGGUCCCGUCAGUGGCGGGGUGGCGCAGGCCGUAAAAGCCGUGGACAAGAUGAUGGGCCAGCUGAUGAAUGGACUCAAACAGAUCGGACUUCACCGCUGCGUCAACGUGAUCGUGGUCGCCGAUCACGGCAUGGAGGAGACCAGCUGUGACAGAAAAGAAAACCUAGAGGAGUUUCUGGGGGACGUCAGCAAUCUCGCGGUCACGGACGGACCCUUUGGACGCAUCCGGGCCAGGAACAGCAACACACAAUUGGAUUCAGCCGGACUGGUUGCCAACAUGACGUGCAAGCGGGCCACGCAGAAGCUGCGCCCGUACCUGAAGUGGCACCUGCCCAAACGGCUUCACUACGCCAACAGCCGUCGAAUCGAAGACGUCACCAUACUGGUGGAGCCCAAAUGGCUGCUCGAGAGACUUCCGGGGUCGCUGCGGUUCUGCUCCGGCGGCCAACACGGCUACGACAACGACGCGGAGAGCAUGCACGCCAUGUUUGUCGCUCACGGACCGAAGUUUGUCGCCCGGGCGGAAGUUGAACCCUUCGCCAACAUCGAACUUUACAACCUGAUGUGUGAUGUGCUGCAGAUCUCGCCCGCCGCCAACAACGGAACGCACGGUAGCCUCAACCACCUGCUGCGACAGCCCUUCUACUCGCCGCUGCGUCCGGAGGAGCAAAGCGCGCCUGCAGAGUGUCGCCUCGUCAGCCUGGAGCCGCCAAACCUCCUGGGCUGUUCCUGUCCCCACAUGAGCGCCGACGCCGUCACGGCCGCCAACCGUCGCCUCAACAUGACGUCCGGUCAAGAGGCGGCGGCGAGGCGCAAUCAUCUGCCGUUCGGUCGUCCUCGCUCGCUGCGGCGCGGCGAGCGUUACUGCCUCCUCCACCAGGAGGCGUUUGUGAGCGCUUACAGUAAGGACCAGAAGAUGGCGCUGUGGAGCUCCUUCAGCGUGGCUGCGCCGAACAAGUCGGAGCCGUCGGCGCCCGUCCGGCCCGACUGCCUGCGGGCCGACGUCAGGAUUCCUCCGGCCGACAGUCGCCCGUGCGACGAGUACGGCGACUUCCGGCGCGGCUUCCUGUACCCGCCCGGUCUGAGCCCCGACGAGGAGGAGCGGGGCGACGCCCUGCUGAGCAGCCACGUGGUGCCCAUGUACCCCCGAUUUCACAGGAUGUGGGCCUUCUUCCACGACACGCUGCUCAAGAAGUACGCGUCCGUCUACAACGGGGUCAACGUGCUGAGCGGGCCCGCCUUCGACCACGACCACGACGGGCGCCACGACCCGCCGGAGCUCAUCGCGCGGCGGGCGUCCCCCGCCAACGUGUCCGUCCCCACCCAUUACUUCGCGGUGCUGACCAGCUGCCGAAACGUCAGCCGAUCGCCGGGCGAGUGCGACGGACGGUUGCGCGCCGUGGCUUUCCUGCUGCCUCACAGAGCGGACGGCGCAGAGAACUGCCAGAGCGCCGAAGCCGAAGAGUCUUGGGUGGAGGAUCACGUCUGGUUCCACCGCUCGCGUGUGAGAGAUGUGGAGUGGAUCACGGGGCUGGACCUGUACCAGGACAGUCACAGACCGAUCCACGAGCUGCUGCAGGUCAAGACCCGCCCCACUGCUGCCAAUCAGAAACCAUGAAGGAAAGACUGUUUGCCAUUUUUCAUUUUAUUUCAAAAGUCAAUAAAGAGCCAAAAGACUUGA
Molecule: messenger RNA, 3202 nt
Organism: Syngnathoides biaculeatus (alligator pipefish)
Lineage: Eukaryota; Metazoa; Chordata; Actinopteri; Syngnathiformes; Syngnathidae
Product: ectonucleotide pyrophosphatase/phosphodiesterase family member 3
Exons: 24
Coding region: 503-3139 (878 amino acids)
Biological process (GO): nucleoside triphosphate catabolic process
Molecular function (GO): metal ion binding; nucleoside triphosphate diphosphatase activity; nucleic acid binding
Source: RefSeq, a predicted model, not a curated record